AUGGCUACAACUAGUAAAGCUAGUGUUAUUUUGAAAAAUCUUCUAUCUGAAUUAAAAGCAAUUACACCAGAAACAAUUAAUUAUAAGGAUACCCUGGCAGCCAAAUAUGUGAUUUCACAAUUUAGAAAAUUCGAAACAACUGAACAGCAGCAUUGCAGAGCUAAGGAGGAAAUGCAGUUCAAUGCAAAAACUUACCUUUGCUAUUUACAGAGCAUUCGAAAGCUUAAAGCGAUCAAUACAGCGUACAGUGGUCGAGGAGAACGGAGCAUUCGCGAAACUGCUGACAUGGUAGGUUUUAAGCUUCCACAUGAUCCCAAGUAAAAAGGAUUGUUCACUCUUAAAGAAUGUUUCAAAUAAAAUUAUGUAUUCAAAAAUCUA
This is a messenger RNA of Wyeomyia smithii (pitcher-plant mosquito), 378 nucleotides long. Its product is annotated as protein FMC1 homolog. The record is from RefSeq and is a predicted model, not a curated record. Lineage: Eukaryota; Metazoa; Arthropoda; Insecta; Diptera; Culicidae. Gene Ontology annotation, cellular component: mitochondrion. The coding region runs from base 1 to 321 and encodes 106 amino acids. The transcript has a single exon.